Molecule: messenger RNA, 1008 nt
Organism: Octodon degus (degu)
Lineage: Eukaryota; Metazoa; Chordata; Mammalia; Rodentia; Octodontidae
Gene: Nsmce2
Product: NSE2/MMS21 homolog, SMC5-SMC6 complex SUMO ligase
Exons: 7
Coding region: 121-864 (247 amino acids)
Biological process (GO): protein ubiquitination; double-strand break repair via homologous recombination; protein sumoylation
Cellular component (GO): nucleus; Smc5-Smc6 complex
Molecular function (GO): zinc ion binding; ubiquitin-protein transferase activity; SUMO ligase activity
Source: RefSeq, a predicted model, not a curated record
AGAGCCCGCGCUGCGUAGCGGCGCGGCUCCUGGAGCCGAGGAAAGCGAACGGGAGCCUGAGGAGCUAAGUAGGGGCGCGCCGCGCGGAGACGGGUUGCGCGUACAGGUAAUAUUUUCAAGAUGCCGGGACGUUCCAGUUCAAAUUCAGGUUCAACUGGUUUCAUAUCCUUCAGUGGUGUAGAGUCCGCUCUCUCCUCCUUAAAAAACUUCCAGUCCUGUAUCGACUCUGGAAUGGACACAGUUUCUAGUGUGGCUUUUGAUCUUGUGGAGACGCACACUGAAGUGAGUAGCGAAUAUAGUAUGGACAAGGCGAUGGUUGAAUUUGUCAUAAUGAAUCGGAAGCUAAACCAUUAUGUUAUGGCUGUUCAGUCUGCAAUAAAUCAUGUAAAAGAAGAACGGCCAGAAACAAUACCUGAUUUGAAAUUAUUAGUGGAGGAGAAAUUUUUGGCUUUGCAGAGUAAAAAUUCUGAUGCAGACUUUCAGAAUAAUGAAAAAUUUGUACAAUUUAAACAACAGCUGAAAGAACUACAGAAACAAUAUGGUGUGCAGGUGGAGCGAGGGGCUGAUGGCACUGAAGGAGUUGAUGAGGAUAUGAUUGUGACUCAGAGUCAGACCAACUUCAUCUGCCCCAUCACACAGUUGGAAAUGAAGAAGCCAGUGAAAAAUAAAGUGUGCGGCCACACCUAUGAAGAGGAAGCCAUUGUUCGCAUGAUUGAGUCCAAGCUCAAGCGGAAGAAAAAGGCCUGUUGCCCUAAGAUUGGCUGCAGCCACACAGAUAUGCAAAUGUCCGACCUCAUCCAGGAUGAAGCACUGAGGAGAGCCAUCGAGAGCCACAGCAAGAGGAGGCACCGCCAUUCCGAGUAGGGCUGGGCUCGCCCGGAAGCCAGCAGCCUGCCUCCUGCCCCAGCCUGCGCUGGAGAGCAGCGCUUACUUACCAGGCGGACCCAGAGGGCUGCCCCGCGUACUUUGGGAUAAAACCUAAUGAUUUUCAAUGUUACCAAAAGCAGU